GUCUUUCAUCCACACACACUCUCUCUCUUUCAUCCACACACACGUACCUGCUUUCUCACACACACUAACAAACACAUGGACUCCAUGCUUUUGUGUCUCCGAGGCAACAUCUCAUUGAUCUCUCAGUUGAUAAUGAUGAGGAUGAUGAAGUCUAUGGUGCUGCUCUCCCUUCUUUCCCUUGCUGCGUCUGGUUCUCCGAGUGACGACAAACACACACACACACACACACUCAACCUGGAGCUCCAGCAUCCCCAGCUACUGGCACGCCUCUCUGCAGCAGGAGAGCAGUGUGUUGUUGGGGAGAUUAAGAGAGCUCUGCUGGGAGUUAAACAGCUGAGAGAGAUGCUGGAUACACAACAACACACACACCUGCAGCUCAUGGAGACGCUCACACACAGCUACAACAAGAAGAGGGGGGCGGAGCAGCUGGCUCAGGGGGUGGAGCAGAAGCUGCGAGAGGCGGAGCUACAUUGCCAUGGCGCCCUGAAGUCUCGGUGGGCGGAGUGCCGUCCGUGUCUGGAGGAGAGCUGCAGAUUGUUCUACACCUCAACCUGUCACCGUGACAACACCUUCACACUGCAGGUGGAGGAGCUCUUCCGCAGGGUGUCGUCUCAUUUGGACGCUCAAGAGCAGCUUUACAACCAGAACCCCGAGGAGGACCGUUCUGACCCCAGUCCAGUGCCAGAUGCCCCAGACAGCCCCAGCGGCCCGCCACCUGCCCCAGCAGAGGGGCUUCCUCGUCUCAUUGAAUCUCUGACCGAGGCGUCGGAGGAGGCGGAGGCUCUCUAUGCCCGUUGCCUAGCAACCGUUGCCGGGAUGCGCUCAGUCUUGGGCCCAGCGUUCCACAUGGCCUUCAGUGAAGAGCUCCGCCCCCAGCCCCUCCCCCCGACAGGACUGGGCGGAGUCACACACACCUUGCUCCAACUUGGACGCUCCGCCUUCCAGGAAGUGGAGUCUGUGGUACAGGAAGUCAGCUCUGCCCUUCAGGAAGUAGAAUUUGCAGUGCAGGAGGUCGGCUCCACCCUGUCUGGACUGCUCCAGGGGCUCCAGACGGCCAAUAAGGACAAGAAGGUGGAGGAGAAAGCAGGCGCGGCGCUGUGCAGGCAGCUGCGGAGACAACCAGCCAACUGCUGGAGACUGCAGGACCAAUGCAGCAGCUGCACAGACACCUUUCUCACAGAGUGCCCUACAGUCUCUCAGCAGUACUCCGAGCUGCAGGACAUCCAUCUGCUGGUGAACGCAUCCCGGCUGCAGUACUCCGAGGUCCAGCAGGUGGCGCUGCGACACGUGGAGAACACACUCCUCUGGGCCAAUCACAUGACUGCAAAACACGCCUGGGUCACACACAUCACCAACGGCAGCACCGCCCCCAAACACACAUUCAGCAUCACAAAGCUCACUCCUGGAGGCUCUGACCAGCUGGAGGGCUCAGCGUCGGAGGCGUGGCAUGUAGAGGCGUGUCUGUUGGAUUCUCCACCAAUCACCAUGUCUGUUCCCACCCAGCUGGAGCCGACUGACCCCGCCUUCAUCAACUACGUCACACAAGAGGCCCUGGAGGUCUUUAAACACUCCAUCCCUACAGCAACAAGCUCAAGGUCGGACCAGGGAUGAGUACAGCCUGCACCCCCCCCCCCCCCGCCCCCCCUGCCUCCUCAUGGACGAGUGUCAGAACAUGGCCGCUUUCGCAGAGGGAUCCUGACACGGUCCUGAGGGCAACAUCUACAUAUAUCUUUAGGUUUUUAAGACUCUACUGCCCCCCCCCCCCAGUGCAUUAUGGGUCUGUCGACACAAAACCAUAUGUCUCUAGUAACCAAUAAUAACUGUGACCUUAGAUCAGAUCCAGCACAUGGU
Messenger RNA from Clupea harengus (Atlantic herring), 1851 nucleotides. RefSeq names its product clusterin-like protein 1. Gene Ontology annotation, molecular function: misfolded protein binding. The coding region runs from base 76 to 1611 and encodes 511 amino acids. The transcript has 9 exons. Lineage: Eukaryota; Metazoa; Chordata; Actinopteri; Clupeiformes; Clupeidae. The record is from RefSeq and is a predicted model, not a curated record. Gene Ontology annotation, cellular component: nucleus.